CAGAUUUCGAACUUUGCUUAUUUAAGGUUAUGUUUAAAAAUAUGUAAACAAAAUGUUGGGAAUAUUCUUAGAGCUCUUAGAAAAUAAUUGCCUGGGCAAACUAGAACGCUUGAGUGGGUUGGGCUACAUAGCCCAAUUAAAUUUGAGUUUGUUGUCCUCAGAAGAAUUCGAUGGGGCUGCCCGCGUAGUUUUUCAUCUUUUGGACGAAUCCUAUCGUUCAAAUGUGUGCGACCAUCUGCGUAAAUUACAUAAACGUGGCCAUUUUGGCAUGGAAAAUUAUAUUUUCCGAAUUCAUGAUGUUUGGCUUCUUGAACUGCUUAUUUUAGCUUCUCUAAAACACUCGAGGGGAUUAUUUAAAUCAAACGACAAGGAGUGGGCCGUCGACAAGGUCAGGGAGUUAGUCUUGUAUAUUAUUUCGAAGGUUUCAAUAAAGAGGCCUGAAUCAUUGCGCAUUUUAAUGGUCUUGGAGACAAUUCUUAGAAAGCGUAAAGAUGUUGCUGAUCGUCAUUGUUCUUUAGUGAUAAUGAAAUUUGCGCAUUUCUUAGCUGUCUCCCCAAUAGACCAUUUUAAGCAAUAUUCUCAUACUUUUUCAAAACUUAUUUUAAAAAACAAUCAUUUUGUAAUUGAUCUGGACAUUCUACCCAUUAGAAGUAUAGACACUGCAGAUAUUUUGCCCUAUAUGGAUAUUAAAAGUACCAACUUGAGAAUAAUUGCAAAUAAAGUGAUAAAAAUGUUUUCUAACAAUGUUGAAAGCAGAGAUGGUGGUUUUUUAUAUAGAUUGUUAGUGCUUGGUGAUUUUGAACAGUGGAAGUCUAGUGUGUGGCCCUUAUUUUAUCCAGUACUGAAUCACCUGCGUUUUCAAGGAGAGCUUUAUGAGAGUCUUGUGAAAUUUUUUAUUCCUAUUAAUACUACAGCUUAUAAAUCAAAUUUCUUCAAAUUUAUAUCAUCCCAAGAAGUUGGUGGGUAUCUAAAAGCUAUUGUAUUGCUUGAAACACGAAGAAAGGGAUUUUAUAUAGAAGAAUUUGAUGAAAGUUUGCUUCAUAUGACUAAUUCUGAUGUCUCAGUAAAAAUUGUAAGUACUUACCAUAAGAAAACUAUGCUUCCAAGGCCGGUGGAACUACAGGUAGUUAAGAACUACCUAGAACUGAGUCCAUCCCCUAGUUUAGAUGUUAAAUCAGUCUCCAGAUUUUUAUCCCAAAUUUUUUUGGUGAGUCACCGACUUCUGUUGGAUAAUAAUGAUAAUGACAGUCUCCAACUGAUCGAUUGUUAUAAGAAAUUUUUGGAUGAUAUAUUCACUUUUUGCUUGAGUGUAUUAAAUACGAGCCUGUGCGACGUUGGGGCCCAGUUGUUGAUGAUUAUUUGGGGAAUAGCUGCUGGAUCAUCAGACGCGUUAAGCUUAGGGUAUAAAUUAGAUGAAACGUUUUUUUAUCCAGCUACAGGAAAUAAGUUAUUUCAAUCUAUUAAAGGUUGGACAAUGUAUUGCGAGAGAGUGAGGCUUUCUGUGAAGUCUUCUUUGAAAGAACGACCCAACUGCCAUUUGGGUAAAUUGAUUGCCAACAGAUGUUAUGGCAUUGAAAUAGAUGCUUAUAACAUUGAGUUCUUAUUUACUUUUAUAAAAAACGUGGAAAAUCCAUCAAUUGAAAGUGCUGAUAUCUUAAGAAGUUACGCUCACAUUGUUUCGAGAAAUUAUUCUUGUAGCAGUGCUGAAACGAUCAAUUCGCUGACACAAAAAGUUCGAGAAAAUUUUGCUAAACCAUACAGUGAUACCGUCGUUUUUGAAAUCGUGCUGCUGUUCGAAGUAUUGUCUGAAGUAUCCGGGCAUGAUUUGACAAACGCAUGCCUUUCGUACAGUAUUUGGGAAGAUUCUUUGGUCAGAAUAUGCGAAAACCUCGAGCGUCCCGCCUCGGCCUCGCACGAUGUGAUCGUUUCACACAAAUCGCAAAAAAUCAAAGAAGCGCUUAUCAAUGUAAUCUUGCAGUUUAUGUUGCGUGUUAGGUACUUUCCCCAAUUCUGCAACAAGGAAAAGAUUUUUAGGUGCUUGUGUGCGAUAAUCGAGACUAGUAAUAUGAAAAGACCGACGGUUUUAUCGGCGGAGCUCAUUAAUGCGUUGGCCAGCAGCAUGGACGGAACUGAAACCGAUAAAAAUUUGAAAAUUACAUUUUUAGAUCGCGCCUUGCGAAAUAUCGCGCAGGCGCGCUCGACGCAGAUCCUGUCGAUUAGAAAAAAUCCCGCAGCUCGAUUGCCCGUGCACGCCCUGUGUGUGUCCGACCGACGUCCUGGAAAACCUCUACUUUCGUGGACGGUAAACCAGCUGCUGGACAUACUAUCCGAUCCGAAUUCCUCCCACUCAUCGAUAGCUUCGGCCCUUUACUGCGCAGAGGUUUUGAUUUCUGACAACACCAUGUAUAAUUCGACGUUGCCGCAUAUCCCCGACUUUAUUUCGCAUUGCGUUCACCUCUUUCUGAAGCCCAGCUGGACCGUUAGGAACGCCGACUUGCAACUGACCAAAGCGCUGAUCGACAGGUUCUAUGGUGUAGUGAUCGGUUCGAGUUUGAGACCGAAAACAAUCGAACAUCUCUUGUUACUAUUUCCGCAGUUGGCGUCGCGUUUCUGUAACGUUUUGAGCGGUAGUUUGACGGAUAGCUGCCUUAUAGUGAUGGAGUUUAUUUCCGAAGCUCAUAUUCGAAAGCCGCUAUUCGAGAACUCAUUUUUCGAAUUAACUAGAGGGUUCCUAUUGCGUGCGUUGUUUACGAUUAUCGAGACGAAUUCGCACGAUUACGGAUUAAUGGCUGUCAAAGCGUACGCCGCCCUCUGUCGGGAAGACGACGUACCUUCGGUUUUCUGCGGCACCGUCGAGUAUUUAAUAGAAAAUUUGCUUUUAAUCAGGAGCCAAAGAACGCUGAGGAAUUUUUUGUAUCUUUUGCAAGGACUGUACGAGAAAUCGCGCCACAAGAAACGAAUGAACUCGCGCUACAGGAAGCUGACAGUAGUAGCUCGAGACCACUUGGAUUCUCGUUACGUUUCUUUUCUCUCGUUCAAAUCCAGCACUCUUGAUGAAAUUGAGACUUCUGUGGACAGAAUUGACAGUUCGAAGUACGACAGUCGAAUUUGGCAGAACAACUAUUUGCCGUAUUGGUUGAACAACGCCGAAGAUGAAAUGCUAGGUUAUGUUUUGCAAAAAAUGUUGCGCUCUCGCGUAUCGGAUUGCGUGCAAUCGAAAUUGUUAAGCGUGUUGGUCGCCAAGUACAGUAAAAGUUGUAUAAACGAUCAAGUCUGGCGCUACGUAGCGUCCGCUUUGGUUUCCAAAGUGGUUGAGGUCGAUGACAGUAACAUUUAUUUACUUUUAUGUUAUCUGAAAGUCGUAUUGUUGCUCAAAGCAUACGUUACGGAAAUUUCCGACGAUUUAUUAAAUAAUAUAAGGUUUAGCUACGAGAGUGUGAAUCAUCAUUACAAAAGUUUUGUAUACGUCAUCGCUCUGGCGAGUAGGCGUGGUCUUAGCAUCUCAGAUCAGCGUUUUAUAAAAUUGUCGAUCAAGCGCUUGAAGAACCUGAACUUCGACGACGAAGAAGUGUCGGAAUUAACGUCGGAAAUAUUGCCCAGCUUAUACAAAUGCACUUGGUGCAGUUGCACGCGACUCGAAGUCCACAAAAUGGCGUUACUUUUAUUGCUGCGCCACGGACUGACCGACUUUAUAGACUUCACGUCAGGGUCGAAACAGCGCAGCGCCGUGGAGGCUGCGGCCACUCUUCUGAGCUGCAAAAAUUUGCUAAAAUGUUUGGGCUGCCGAUUUGAGGUGCUCAAGUUUACCGAAUUCGUUUGGAAUUAUACGUCACUACCUAAUAGUGGGAGGAGUCGGAAGAGUAACAGUUACUUUACGAGUCGGAAUGAGACUCACGUAGACGAAAAAUUGAUUCACAAAAUGGUUUUUAAAUUAUGCGUUGACCUAAAAUCUUUAAAUAAGUAAAAAAUUUAUUAAAGAAAGGUUUAUUCCUUUACUCCAUUCCCCUUCAACUUUGUACAUUUUAUUAUUAUUUAGUAUUUAUUAUAAACAAUGAAUUUUGAUUGUUAAAUGCGGGUUCUCGAGGUAAUCAGUUUAAUUUGCAAAAUACAGGGUGUUUACAAAUUCACGCGAAAUAUUUGGUUUCUUCAACAAAGGCACUUUAUUGAUUUUCCCUAAUAUCUACUACUAUGGAAGAAUAACGCAUUCAGCUUGGCUUUUCUUAACUAAUAACUCGUCACGAAUGAAGAAGAUUACUAAGGUUACGAGAAAAAAUGUGGUACCCUCGCAGAGAAUAGAUUGAUAUGAUAUAAAAGGUUUUCUGCAGCUAGUACUGUCUCUCUUUCAUUAACCAAGUCUUUCAUCUAUGUCGAUCUUCCCAGUGUGUGUCUUCCAGUCCUCUUUUGUUCAUGACCUCGUUCACCUUUGUUCUUCUUAUUUCUUCGUUGCUUAUUAUAUCUUGAUCAUCCAUAUUUCUGAGGUUGAUGGUGAUGUUAAUAUAUUAUUAUAUUAUGUAGCACGUAUUUAAUGCACGAUCUUGUUUGUCCGGGUCUGAUCUGUAAUUCUUCUUGUGUUGAUGCAUUCUUUGAUAUUAUGAAUCGAAGAUACUUAAAUUUCUCGGUUCAUCUGAGUUCUAUGUUUUCUUCUAUUUCUAGGUUCUAAUUUCUUCUGUUAUUCUGUUUUUUUUUAAGUUUUUCUCCAGGCUCACUCUUCCGGAUUCUUUGUCAAGAUUGCUGGUAAACCUAUUUUUGUCACUCUUGGGGGCUGUGUCGUAUGCCUUCUUGAGAUCAAUAAAUGUCAAAUGCAUCUGUUCUCUGCCCAUGUUCCCUUCUAUAUUUUUUCUAGCUUGUUUCUUAGUACCCCCGCCAUAUAGUCUUCCCAUUGUCCCAAUAUUCCUUUAUAAUUCUCGAAAUCCUUUCUAUAUAUAGAAAGGAUAGAUUUAUAUAUUGACCUUAAAUCUCUCCAUAAAAAUGUAAACUCUUUCAGCGCCGGCUUGAUUAAAAAGAAUGUUUGUUGCCGUCACGCGGGUUUAAUUAAUUUUAUAGCAGUUUAAUUGCAAUUAUGAUUAAUGUGGCGUCACAUACAAUAUGAGUCACGCGUUGAUGUAUUAAAAGAAUGUUAUUUCCUUUAAAUUGAACGUUAUUCC
Messenger RNA from Cylas formicarius (sweet potato weevil), 5144 nucleotides. RefSeq lists its product as uncharacterized. The transcript is spliced from 7 exons. NCBI's taxonomy places the organism in Eukaryota, Metazoa, Arthropoda, Insecta, Coleoptera, Brentidae. Bases 53 to 3964 code for a protein of 1303 amino acids. The record is from RefSeq and is a predicted model, not a curated record.